AUGCUUUACAGCUUACAACUUGCAACGGUUCACCAAGAAUCAUUUAUCAGUUGGAAUUCCCGCAUAACAUUUCUCCGCACUGAUUAAGGAUAGGUAACAAUACCGAAGUUGUCUAUAAAUAAAGACACUUGAUUUUGAUGACAACAGAGUUCAGACUUCAUCAGAACAACAAACUCCAAACAAAGAAAAUGUUCAUGAAAUCUUUGUCUUUGAUAAUUUUUGUUAUUCUCUCAGAUUUAUAUUUGUGUUAUGGGACACUCACAGUUAAAUUGAACCAAGGAGAUGUCCAAGGCUAUCACAAAAAAUCAUAUUAUGGAAGAACGUAUUCUGCUUUUGAAGGAAUUCCUUAUGCUGUACCCCCAGUUGGAGAAUUGAGAUUCAAGGAACCUAUUCCUGCUCCAAGAUGGGAAGAUACUCUCAUCGCAAAUAAGUCAUAUAUGUGCAGUCAGCUUGAUGGUACUUUAAGCGUAGUAGGAACUGAGGAUUGCCUCUACAUGUACGUUUAUGUGCCUAAAAAAAGUAUCAAUAAAGCUGAUAACUUCGAUGUGGUUGUUCAUAUACAUGGAGGGUAUUUGAAUAUUGGUUCUCCUUACAACAUGGUCCUCCCUGACUAUAUUAUGGACAAGAAUGUAAUUUUGGUCGCUUUGAAUUACAGGCUUGGAGCUGCAGGAUUCUUAAGUACAGGUGACUGUGAAGUAUACGGUAACAAUGGCUUCAAAGAUCAAGUGUUGGCUCUGAAAUGGAUCCAGAAGAACAUUAGACAAUUUGGAGGAAACCCAAAUUCGGUUACCAUAACUGGAUUCUCAUCUGGUGCUUCAAGUGUGGAAUUCCAUUACAUUUCUCCACUGUCUAAGGGCCUUUUCCACAAAGGCUGGUCAUUAAGCUAUACGGUUCUUGGAUCUGGAUCUCUGACACUCAUCCCCGAAGAAAAAUCGAAAUUACUCGCUCAAAAAGUGCAGUGUCCAACAGACACCACCAGAAAAAUGAUACAGUGCCUUAGGAGACAACCGAUAGAAAAACUGGUUGACCAGAUGGUCACUUGGUUCAAACCUGUUGUAGAAAAGGGAAAUCCGAAGGCUUUUAUCCCAGAAAACCCUUACAAGCUAUUGAAAGAUAAAAAGGUCUACGAUUUACCCUGGGUUGUUUCAAACGUUAUCAACGAGUCUCUCUUUUCUCUAGAAUCUGUAUACAAGAACAGAUCUGAAAUAUUUUCUAUUUAUAACAACUUCACAGAAUGGGGUAGAAGUCUUCUAGAUCUGGUUGAGUAUGUAGAUGCAGAUAAAUUAGAUUAUGUUAUUAAUGAAUUGAAAAAAUUCUAUCUGGAAGAUGGCGAACUCACAGCAGAGAAUGGCUUAGAAAAACUGAACAGGCUUUUAACGGAUCGUCACUUUUUGGUUGCUUCAGAUCUUGCUGUUAGGACCCAAGCCUUGGCAACAAAAUCACCUGUAUAUUUCUACUUAUCCGAAUAUGUACCAGAAGAUAGAUUAGAGUUCUUUGGAGCACCCGGUGCUUCCCACGGUGUUGACAGCAAACUUUUGUUCAAAUUCAGAACAAAUCCAGAUAGACUGAAACCCAAAGAUGAAAAAAUGAUGCGUCUCUUUACAGAAUUCAUCGAGGAGUAUGCAAGGACUGGAAUUCCCAAAAUAGGCAACGUGACUUGGAUCCCUAUAACACCGAACCAACAGAAAUUGAACGUUUUGUCAAUUAAAUCUCCAGACAAUAUCAAGAUGAUCAAAUUAGAAGAACUCGCACCUCGUAGGAUUUGGGAUCGCUUACCAAUCAAGGAAAAUAAUCAUUUAUUUUAGAAACUCAAAGUUCAUUCAUCAGAAAUAACAUUGUAUCCAUCAAAUAUAUCUUCAAUAAUUA
This is a messenger RNA of Harmonia axyridis, 1866 nucleotides long. Its product is annotated as venom carboxylesterase-6-like. NCBI's taxonomy places the organism in Eukaryota, Metazoa, Arthropoda, Insecta, Coleoptera, Coccinellidae. The record is from RefSeq and is a predicted model, not a curated record. The transcript is spliced from 10 exons. The coding region runs from base 138 to 1805 and encodes 555 amino acids.